Messenger RNA from Caenorhabditis bovis, 912 nucleotides. The record is from the annotation of a GenBank genome assembly. Lineage: Eukaryota; Metazoa; Nematoda; Chromadorea; Rhabditida; Rhabditidae.
AUGUCAAAGCCUGUCCGGAAAGCCAAUGUGAUUUAUUUUAAGAUUCUGUUCAAGAUGGCCCCAAAUCUUCGGAUGAUCGAUGGCUCAAUGUCAGCAACGCUCAAGCAGUUCGGAUUUGACGCUUUUAAAAAGAAACCGCAUUGGACGUUUGCCGCAAAUUCGGACAAGGAGCUCAUGCGCAAAGUAUAUCAAUCAUUUGCCGAUAUGAAUUUGGAUUAUAUUACCACAAAUACAUAUCAUUACGGCAGCACAUUUGAUCCGGAACUUCCACCGCCCCUUAAAGAUCGUUGGGUGUACGAUCAAUACUUUAAGGACACUUGUGAUCUCCUAGAAGAUAUUAUUGAAAAACACAACAAAACGGGAAAACAUAAAAUCAAAAUUUUGGGAUCAGUUGGAUCAUUGGCUACCAGAUUCCACGAUUGCUCAGAAUAUCAUGGGAGAUAUGUUGAGCAAGCAAGCUCAAUGACUCUUGCCAGAGAACACUUUGCAAGCAUAUUUGAGUCCUUUAUGAGCUUGACAAAUAUUCGCACCUUGAUCAUUGAAACACUGCCUACCGGAUUGGAAGGAGAAGUCGUCUUAGAGCUUCUCGAGAAAUUUCCAGAGCUUCAAGUGGUGGUCAGCUUCACAUUCAAGGUAAUUGGCUUUGGCAUCAACUGCACCGACCCUCAAAACGUAGUUUUUGCAUUGGAGCAGGCUAGUGAAAAUCGUUUCCGCGAUAUUUUUGUGUAUCCAAAUGUCUCAGACGCCUUCUUUGUUGAGGACGAAGACAAUCUUCCGCCGCCAUUCAGCGAGGCCUUGGUGAAGUCCUGGGCGGAAAAGGGUGCAACAGUAUUUGGAGGAUGCUGUGGCGUCGACACUGACUAUCUCCGCAUUCUCAAGAACAUCAUCGAUAAGUUUAAUGAAAAAGCGUGA